This is a messenger RNA of Fusarium musae, 1452 nucleotides long. RefSeq lists its product as uncharacterized. Gene Ontology annotation, biological process: transmembrane transport. Gene Ontology annotation, molecular function: transmembrane transporter activity. Lineage: Eukaryota; Fungi; Ascomycota; Sordariomycetes; Hypocreales; Nectriaceae. The coding region runs from base 1 to 1452 and encodes 483 amino acids. The record is from RefSeq and is a predicted model, not a curated record. The transcript has 5 exons.
AUGGCCGCAGCGCCUAAACCCACUAAAACAACACUACAUAACAAAGGAUCGACGCCAAUUCUCCAUAAUGCGGCGGCCUCCUCCCCUGAAGCAGAUCCGGAGGAAGACAACGACGGUAAGAAAUAUCUUACAGGUUGGAAGCUUCACUCUUUGAGCGCAGCGCUUUGGAUUAGUCUCUUCUUAUCAACGCUCGAGACCACAAUCGUCAGUACAUCGUUGGUCUCUAUCACCAAUGCCCUCAAUGGCUUCAUUCUUCGCGAUUGGAUCGUCACAUCAUAUUUGUUGACAUACACCGGCUUCUUGACUAUUUAUGCCAAGCUGAGCGAUGUUUUCGGGAAGAAGACAAUGCUUCUGCUUGCGUUACUCAUUUUUACACUGUUUUCUGGUCUUUGUGGUGCUGCAAACAAUGUCGUUGAUCUCAUCAUUCUCCGAGCGUUUCAGGGCAUUGGCGCAUCUGGCAUUUACGCCAUGAUUCUCGCAAUCGCUCCCAGCUUGGUACCGAUCAGCAAAUACGCAAAGUACAUGGGCGUCAUGUCGACAGUCUUCAUCACCGCAAGUGUUCUAGGCCCUAUACUUGGUGGUGUUAUCAGCCAGCACUCAACCUGGCGCUGGGUCUUUCUUCUUAAGUACGACCCUGCCUCUUGCUUCCACCAUGACAUGCUGACACAGGAUCAUAGUCUUCCUGGAGGAGCCAUUGCCUUCGUGAUGGUCUGCUUGUUCCUGCCAGCUUCCGAAGAGUCAUCUAACCUCUCACUUCUGAAAGUGCUGCGCGCAAAGGUCCGACGCUCGAACUGGGUCCGCAUCGAUGUGCUUGGAAUAAUUCUUCUCCUUGCAGCCUCUGUUCUCCUUGUGUUUGCACUCGAGGAGGGAGGUACUCGGUACUCAUGGAGCAAUGCGAUUGUCAUAGCCACGUUGGUUCUUGCGGUUGUGUUAUUUAUCGCCUUUGGACUUUGGGAAGUCUUUGUUGAAAAGUCGCCAAGCAAGCAAGAGCCUGUAUUCCCGCCGAGUAUUUGCAAGGAUAGGAUCUCAAGCGCCAUGCUGCUAACUACCUGUUUUGUCGGCUUCCCAUUCGUAUCAAUGGUCGUUAACAUUCCGCAAAGAGCGCAGGCAGUUUAUGGAAUGUCACCUUCUCGCGCUGGCAUCAUCCUACUACCUAUGAUGCUGACUUCUCCUGCCGCAACUGUCCUCUCCGGUUACUUGACUGGGAAUGCCAAGGUGCCGCCCGCAUAUCUGAUAAUUUUCGCUGCGGUGCUACAAGUUUUGGGCGUCGGUUUGACAUGCUCACUGUCUACAGAUGCAACCGACAUGCCAGAUGCUCAGUACGGAUAUGAGGUGUUGAUGGGAGUCGGGUUUGGUAUGGGCCUGGCUACCGUCUUGACCUUUGCUAGGGUGGUGGUUUCUGAAGCAAAUCUGCGUGAGCGACCUUUUCCCGGUGAGAUUUGGGAGUGCUAA